AUGGCAUCCUCAGAAGCGUAUACCUCUGGUGUCACCCAAGAGAGUGGCGACCUGCGAUCUGCCCCGGGAUCGCCUCUUUAUGACAGCCUUAAAUUAUCUGGCCAACAGAUCAGGCUUCUGACAAUCAAAUCGACCAUGCCAGAGAUAUCGUGUGAAAUGGAUGUCACAGAUCUUCAUGAUCAACUACCAUUCAAUGCACUGUCCUACGUCUGGGGCGAUCCUGGAAUUACCGAGGAUAUUUUUAUAAACGGACACAAACACCCAGUAACAACGUCUUUGGCCUCGGCUUUGAGAUGCGUCCCGCAGCACCUCAGUCAAUCGAAACACGCGGCCGGCCAGAAAUUAUGGGUGGAUGCCAUCUGCAUUAAUCAAGCUGAUGAUGCUGAGAAGAGCCGCCAAGUUGCCAAGAUGGGAGAAAUCUACUCACAAAGCGGUCUUGUUCUCUGUUGGCUGGGACCUCUGAGUGAUUCGAUAGGUACUGCCAUCGAUGUUAUACAAAUCACAGCUUUUGAGCGGUAUUUCCGCUUGGAAAGGUUCAAGGAAGUUAAGGAUACGAAGCAACUUUCAGUCGCUGAUACGACAUUCGCAACCCCCAGGCAAGUUGGGUAUAUCGAGAUUUAUGAGCUCGCGAACGCACUUGAACACGCGACUACAGUCACUGGACGGGUGCUGCAAAGCCCAUAUGGUUCGGAACUCGAGUUUUGCAAAAAUGACCUGAUAAUCCUAUGUCGGGAAGUCAGAGAUUGGCAGGAUCGGCUUCAAAGACAGGCCAGCAAGCUCGAUGCCAAUGUGAUCAAAGGCUCCCACCCCGUGGGUUUUCUAUCAAAAUUGGUGUCUUCCAGGAUUCACAAGUUCCAAAAGAUAGUGGAAGACUUAGUCUUCCAAGUGAUUGGCGAUGAGAUUUACGGUCAUUUAUUAUGGCUUAAGGAGUAUCCUUCGCUCUGCGUAGUGGAGGAAAUAGUAGGGCAAUGUCAUCGGGGUCCCGCUCAACCACUUUUUGACCUUCCGUACUGGAGCCGCAUAUGGAUACGACAAGAAAUCAUUCUCGCCAAACAAGCAGUUUUUAUUUGUGGACCCCGAUCAUUUUCACUUCAGACGUUGGAAUACUUUUCAGCCUGGUUGGGAUGGAUCUUGAGUCCAUCGAAUUCUCGUUUGUGCCAGAAAGAAAAGCUUUUCAAGUUGAUAUUGGCAUACAAACAAAAUUGUAAGCUUCUACACCACAUCUUCGAAGGCCGUCGAGACCAAGGACUUCCUGUUGGCAAUUGGUUGGGCCAAAGUCAUUUCAAGACCAAUAUUUGGUGCCACUUAUCAGAGGCUCGUGCGACCAACCCCAAGGAUUAUUAUUACGGCUUCCUUGGUAUUACAAAACUCAAAAUUGUCCCGGAUUAUAGUCCAAGAAAAUCUCUCGGACUUGUCAGCAGGGAUUUCUUGAGCGAAUAUCUCAAAGUUUACCGUGACCAAUCAUCAUCAGAUGAUUCCCUGGGAGGGCCCCUAGGCCUUCUAAGGUUUGCAGGAGUUGGUUAUGGCUGGGAAGCUGACACUGACAUGCCAUCAUGGGGUCCAAACUUCCCUGGAGAGGCUCAAUCAAGCCCAUCUUCCAGGGGUAGUGCAGAUGCAGUGGCUUUUCCAGGCAACAGGGCUUUUCCAGACAACAGGCAUAUUGACAAUAUUUUUGAAAAGGAACUCCACGAAAGAAUAACCGGUCCCGACAUGGAGGUCACGUUGUAUAUUCUGGAUCGCAUCGAAAUGAUAGGUCCCAGAGUCUCUGACUACGGAAGACCCGAGCUUCUCCAUUCAGAAGGCUUGCCAAUAACCUGGGCCUUGGACUUUGCUCUACGCCAUGAGAGCUACACGUCAGGUGGCCACCCAUUAGCUGCUUUGCGUCAUCUUCUCGAACCAUACGCUGCUUCUAAGGGUAAAGAGACCGAUUUCCCUAUUGAAAACGGCCUGGAAUUUCUGAAGUUUUUGGGUCGUUUCAAUCGUCCAUUCCAGAAGGGAAAGCAGUGCUCUAGAGCUAUGUUGGCCCGUUUUUGUUACGUGAGAAAUUUUCUUGCACAAGUCCCCGUAAGUGUUUCUUCUCUCACUUUGUGCCCUCGCCUAAUCGUCAAGGAUCCCGAUGACGACGAAGACGAGGACCAAUACAUGAAGGAAUAUCGCUACAUCCAACUUCUCUGCGCGAAGUGUAGGCCGUAUAACCAUACUAUAGCAGAGACGAAGAAAGGCUAUAUUGGGAGGCUUCCCCCGAGGAUACAGGAGGGUGAUUUGGUUUGUCUCCUCAACGGCCUCAACCAACCAGCCGUUCUGAGGAAAGUUGAUCAUUGGGUACUGGGUAGUAGCGGCGAAGGGAAUCGCUCUCCUCCAGAUGACCUCUUGGACUAUGGACCAAGUGGCAGUUAUGCCCUAGGGGUUAGUGAAGACGCAACUGGAAUGCGCCUGGUAAUGUCCGGGUCGCAAUGGGAAGCUGUCGAGGUCCCGGAUGACGACACGAAUGACGCGAAUUUCUGGUAUAUCAAGCCCAUCCCACCAGGAUCAGACAGGUACUCUCUACAGUUCCAGCGUCGAUACCAGGAAUACAAUAGCACAGCGUUUCGAUGGCAGAUCUCUGGUUGGGUUGACCCUCGACCCUCCAUCUGCUUGAGGCAGAGGAAAACCGACGUCAUCGGGCAUAACGAGCGAACCGAGCCUAUACCAGAAAGGAAAAAUUCUCGCCGACACCCCAGAACGAUGGACAACUUAAGUAUCUUCACAGCCAUUGCGCUUUGCGCUGCCCUACUCUGGUGGGUGAGAUCGACACUGACGUCUCCAUUGCGACAAUAUCCUGGUCCCUUUCUUGCUAACUACCCCGAAUUGAUCAAGACCAUCUAUGGCACUGAUAAUAAAUGGCUCAAGACAGAGUUUUACCUCAACAACAGUACCAUAGUUGAUGGCAAGAUCAACCAUAACGUAUUUAGUACCACAAGCCCGGCGGAACACACACAGAUGAAGAAGCCGAUGGCCAAGUAUUAUUCCUCGAGCAAUGUUCUGACCUUGGAGUCGAAGAUGAACCAGGUAAUCGACGAGCUCUGCAAACAAAUCGACGACCGGUUUAUAGAAGACACUAAGAGCUUCGAUCUGGCCGAAUGGCUUGGCUUAUAUACCUGGGACAUAAUCGGCUUCUUGACUUUCAGCCGGACCUUCGGAUACAUGGCCAAUGGCCACGACUUUGAUGAGACCAUCAUAGCAUCUGCAUUAUCAGUAGAAUACUUCGCCCAGAUCGGCCAGAUUCCCUUAAUGGACCGGUUUCUUAAAAAGAAUCCCAUCGUGCGUAUUGGACCUCCAGAUAUGAGCCACGUCACUCAUUUCGCGAUCACGCAGCUUCAGCGCCGACUCGAGCAACGGGAACAAGGCAAAUACCUAGAAGAGCCAGACUUUCUAGAUUACUUCAUUGGUGGCAUGAAGAGUAACCCGGAUUCUAUUGAUGCAAAGCUCGUGCUGAACUUCCUGCUUGGCAACAUCCUGGCUGGAGCUGACACGACUUCUAUUGCACUACGUGCCAUCUUUGACUUCUUGUUGCGAAACCCGCAUGCCAUGGCCAGACUGAAAAGCGACAUUCUAGCAGAGAGCUUUGAUGAUGAUGCGGUUGCGCCAUAUAGUACAGCUCGAUCCCUGCCUUAUCUCGACGCUGUGAUCCGAGAGUCGUUGAGGAUGCAUCCCUCUGUUGCCAUGCCCCUCGAGCGCUACGUCCCAGAUACGGGGUUGACUCUUCCUGAUGGUAGCUUCGUGCCUCCAGGGGUUUCUGUGGGCUUGAAUCCAUACAUCAUCGGUCGCAAUGAGGACGUUUGGGGUGAAGACGCCAAUGAGUUCCGUCCUGAGAGAUGGCUUAAGUUGAAGGAUGAGAGUGAAGAAGAGUACCAGCGGCGUUUGCGAAAGAUGAAUGCAGCUGAUCUUACUUUCGGCGGAGGUUCUCGCAUUUGCAUUGGGAGACACAUUGCGCUCAUCCAAAUCUACAAGGGUGUAGCGACACUGGUGUCGCGGUACGAGAUUCAACUUGCAGAUCCAAAUAUCAAGAUGAGAAUUAUUUCAGGGUGGUUUCCGCGUCAGACAGGAUUAUUUGUCAAAAUGCACAAAAGAUCGGAAAUGGAGAACCUUUGA
Fusarium tjaetaba is the source of this 4131-nucleotide messenger RNA. Its product is annotated as cytochrome P450 monooxygenase. The transcript is spliced from 9 exons. The coding region runs from base 1 to 4131 and encodes 1376 amino acids. The record is from RefSeq and is a predicted model, not a curated record. NCBI's taxonomy places the organism in Eukaryota, Fungi, Ascomycota, Sordariomycetes, Hypocreales, Nectriaceae. Gene Ontology annotation, molecular function: iron ion binding; heme binding; oxidoreductase activity, acting on paired donors, with incorporation or reduction of molecular oxygen.